ACAGAGUUUCGGACACCGUAUCAUCCUUGGUCGCUCUGGGCCGCGACUGACCGCCCAAUUCCGGGAUGCCAUUAGGAGUCGAUUAACGUUAUAUCAUCACGAGGUAUGUAGUUCUAGAUAUGAUUUUUCGAUACUGAACCAGCCAGUAUUUCCGGCACCGUUAGUUGUGGUAAGUGUUGCGCCUUCAUUGUUGGCUUUCGACUUGAAACCCCCGACACCAGACUAUCAACACCCGUCCAACGCUCCGUGCGACCAGUCCACUCUAACAUCCUAUGUUAAGCUCAGUGGCGCAAGGUCUUGAGUUUUACAAGGCGUGAAAGAAGGCCCAAGAAAAUGGCUUCAGCUCCAUGGGAAGGAGCAGCCAGCCAUGAGCAAUACUUCAUUCUCCUCACAGGGGCCAACAGUGGUGUGGGCCUGGGAAUAGGACAACGCCUAAUAGACGAAUUCCUCGCCACGCGCUCCGUAUCCUCACAUCUAAUCCUCAUCCCUACCACUCGAUCAACGACGAAGUCGAGCGAGACGAUCCACGUGCUACGUGCGCACCUCACAAAGGCUGUCGGGUCGAGGAAUCUUCGUGCUCGCCCAGGUUACAAUGCGCAAAGCGCUAUCAAUCGAAUUCACUUAUUCUCGGUUGAAUUGGACCUCUGUAAGCUACCCUCGGUCUAUGAGGCGGCCGAAAGACUUGAUCGAGGGGAUAUACGAGACCCGACGGGUAUCACUGCGGGGGGACAGCCUGUGGCCAUUCCGCGCCUCGAUGCUGUCCUUCUGAACGCUGGGUAUGGCGGCUGGUCUGGCCUGAGUUGGCUCGAGUUUGCGCGGCAGUUUUUCAGCGUGGGAAUGGUGCAAGCAACUACCUUCCCGUCGUUUAAGGUAGCAAUACCAAGCAAGGCGCUGCCGCCGCAAGAGAUAUCUACUUCGGAAGUACAGGCCAAGGAAGACCAGCCUCAACUAGCCGAGGUCUUUUGUGCUAAUGUCUUCGGGCAUUAUAUUCUGGCACACGAACUGCUACCUCUCCUCAGCCGGUCGAGUCCCGACGAGACUCCCGCGCGCGUGGUAUGGACAAGCAGUAUCGACGCCGAAGAACGCCAUCUCGACUUCGACGAUUUCGAGGCAUUGCGAAGUCAUGGCCCCUACGAAAGCAGCAAGCGCAUUACAGAUCUCAUCAGUCUGACAGCUGACCUCCCCAGAGCGCAGAAAGCUUCAGCUUCGUUUUUCACAAAUCCCGAAGUCCCCAAAGCGAUCCGACCGAAAUUUUACCUCUCCCACCCCGGCAUCGUCUGCACGUGUCUGUUUCCCCUCAAUGCGGUCCUCUUCGUCGGCUACUACAUGGCCAUGUACAUCUCGCGCUGGCUCGGCUCACCCUGGCACGUUGUGAACUCAUAUCUCGGCGCCUGCGCCACCGUCUGGCUUGCGCUUGCGGACCAGGCGACGCUCGAUGCCGAGAAUGCUCAACACGUGAAAUGGGGGUCUUCGUGUGACCGCUUGGGCCGCUCAGCAGCGAAGAAGACCGAAGUCGAGGGCUGGGGUUGGGAAGGGAAAAUAGAGGACGCGGAGGCGCUGAAACAGGAUGACGAUGCUGGGAUUUUGCGAAAGUUGAAGGGGAGGAAAUGGGACGCGGUCGAGUUGACAGAUGGGAAGCGUAAGAAGUUUGAGGACGAGGCUGUGGGCUGCUGGCAGGAACUGGAGAGGCUGAGAGUGCUAUGGGAGAGUGUGCUCGGCCGCGAUCAGAGCAAGGCAGCUGGUAAUAGGAAGGCGUAGAACCGCACCUCGACGCCUCUUUCGUCUGGGCUGGAGGGGCUGUAUAGGGCAUUUAAUGAAACAGUCUGAUGAAACUUGCUUUAGAUAAAUAACUAACAGUAGUAUAUAUGAACACCCGUCAAAAUCGAUAGCUCUAAUAGACGGGGUUACUUGAUCUCAAGCCACGGCACCUUAAUGUCAUAGCUGAAGAAUUGU
Messenger RNA from Pseudomassariella vexata, 1953 nucleotides. RefSeq lists its product as uncharacterized. NCBI's taxonomy places the organism in Eukaryota, Fungi, Ascomycota, Sordariomycetes, Amphisphaeriales, Pseudomassariaceae. Bases 334 to 1758 code for a protein of 474 amino acids. Gene Ontology annotation, biological process: ergosterol biosynthetic process. Gene Ontology annotation, cellular component: endoplasmic reticulum membrane; mitochondrial outer membrane; lipid droplet. The record is from RefSeq and is a predicted model, not a curated record. Gene Ontology annotation, molecular function: 3-beta-hydroxysteroid 3-dehydrogenase (NADP+) activity. The transcript is spliced from 2 exons.